GCGAAUGAGUGACUCGCCUAUUCAUCUUCCUUCAUAUAUUAAAAAUAAACAUACAAAAAUUCAAUUUCAACAAAUCACAAUAUUCAAAAUCCACAUUCAGUUCAAAUAUUCUAUUCCUUAUCAAUUUUAUCCCACCGCCCCAAAUCAUAAUGUUUCUCCCUUCAUAUAUGUCACCCCUAUCUCUUCUUACCUUCAUGUCCCCAAUUCCAGAUUUUUCUUUCUUCUUCCCUCAUGCGUAACACAAUACGCAGACAACGACCCUCUCUCAGAAUCGAUUCUGUCUGAAUGGCCUAAGGUUUAAACUAUCUGUAAGGCACUUGACUCACUGACCAAUAACGACAUGGCGUAAGCAAAGUAUUCUCAAAUAGAUAACAAACGGUCUGCAUCGGGUUACUGCUCGACAGUGACUAUUAUUUGUGGCUCUACGCGGGACCGGGUCAGGGACGACGACGUCGUACUUUGUAGUUCCUGUGUAAAACGUAGACAAGUCUUCAGUGAACGAUGAGAAUGAGGGGAAAGAACAUAGUAAGGUGAUACCAGCAAUAACAAUGUUGCGGCAGUCUAAAGAUAUUCAAAUGAGUUCAAAAAGAGGCUUGAUCAGGUUGUAACUGGGAGCUGUAACAACAGUAAAUUACAACCGAAAUGCCAACAUGAAAUGUGAGCUUUCCAAAUGUAAACACAGGAGAACCAAAAGCACUUAUGCAGAAUAAUCCACCUGCAAAAUAGAGACUUUGUCACUUAAUUAUAAUUAACCUCCAACUGUUAUAAAACUGAAAACCUGCAAAACAAUGGAACAUGAGAAAACAACUAGCUCAAAAGACCCAAAACAGAAUUAACUGAAAACAAAACUUAUUCAAAAAAAAUUCUAACAGAAUUUCCCAACUGAUUCAACAAAUUCUAAUAGCUGUCAUAACAGAAAUUCACACAGUUUCUAACCAAGUUUCAUAACAAAAUUUGAUAGAAAAAUCUAUAUAUACCUCACCACAUCUUCUUCAACGCCCCCUCUCUUUUUUUUCUUCACUUCCUUCUCCUCCACCUUCAACCUCUCUUCCAUCUUCUCUAUCCACUAGCAAUCUUAUUCACUCCCAUUUGAUCAUCUUCAGUCUUCAUCCUCACCAAGCCUCACUUGCAUCUAACGUGUAACCUCCAAUCACCACCAUUCAACCACCGUUCUUCGUUCCUUCAGCCAUCACCACCAACCAACGAAAAACCGCAUAACCGUUAUAACCUGCAUUCUCGUCCAUUCUUCUCUUGACCCCAACAGUUCAUAAGAACUCUCACCAUCAUCUUGUUUUAGGGAUAACACACUCAACCUUCAAUCCACGUAAUAACUCUCCAAUCCCACUCCUCCACAGAACACACAACAAUCUGCACACGAUAAAAUCAGAACAGAAGAAGAAGAGGAAUCAAAAAACAGAAUGCAACAGAUAACUCAUAGAAGGAAAAGAGGAGUAACCAGAAAUUGGAGGAAGUGACUCACAAUUGGAGAAGUUCGUCAUCUCUUACGGCGAGGCACGAACGGCCCUUCAUCAUUACAAGUCAGCGGCACAAAAGCGUAGAGUUUCAUCUUCAUCGUACAAUCUUCGUCAUAGAUCAACAACACGCCACAAUACGAGACGCACACGGUUCCGGAAUUGGGUAGGUCCUCCUUCUUCUAUCCGCCUUUUGAUUACGUACAGUGGAACGAGCCUUGAGGUAGUAUAUGUCUUGCGCCGUAGAGUUUGUAUUUCAUUUGAAUCUCGGGCUUAAGGGAAACGUUGAAGACGACGGGAAAUUUCCACGGCGGCGUAUGGUAUUUGAGAGACGUUUCCGGCAUCGCAAAUUGGGGGCUAGGUUUCAUGGAAGAAGCGUCUCGCGUGGGAUCCGAUUCCCCUUUGACAUUGUGGUUUCGGUUACGUGGAUAUUGAACCCGAUCUUGGAGCCUUCUUGGAGUUCUUGGAGUCCUCUUGGAGUCUUGGGCCGAAAACCCAAAAGCUUCAUGGCCCAAGUACGUUUUCGUGCACAUACCACCAUAUUCAGGCCUGCACCCCCAUAUCGUCCACGAAAGCCCAAUUCAGUGGUUCGAAGAAGAGGUGUAGAUGGCCGGAUUCCAGUCCGCACGUUAGACCGGGGUGCAUCUUCAUCUGCAGCUGCAGCUGAGCCGACUGGAUAUCCAGGAGGGCCGUACGAUACGUCUCUUUUGGUGAAGUACGAGCAUCAUGUUGCUCGACAUAUAUGGUUCGGUGAGAUUCAACCCUAA
Molecule: messenger RNA, 2239 nt
Organism: Lathyrus oleraceus (garden pea)
Lineage: Eukaryota; Viridiplantae; Streptophyta; Magnoliopsida; Fabales; Fabaceae
Exons: 3
Coding region: 1703-2239 (178 amino acids)
Source: RefSeq, a predicted model, not a curated record